UGAGUCCUGCCUUCUUCUUGCUUGGGCUGCUUUGUGUGGACACUUCAGCACUUGCGUUAAGGGAAAUAAACCAGCACUGGGUUCUUUUUUUUGUGUCUUUUUGUGUCUCUUGAUUGAGAGACAGACCUUUAUUAUUGAACAGGCUAUUGGAACUACAACAGACAGCCAGCAUGUCCAGGUGCAGAAGGCAAGUGAGUGAAGACCCAGAUAUUGAUAAUCUUCUGGCCGACCUCUCCCCCGAGGAGAUGAAGGAGCUGGAGAAGGAGCUGGAUGUGGAGGACCCAGACAACAAAGUGCCUGUGGGUUUGAGGCAGAGAAACCAGACCGACAAACACCCCUCAAAAUACUACAACCGAGGAGCGAUGCUGGACUACUGUGAGCGAGAAACCAAGAAGCUGAUUGAGAGAGAGCUGUCCGUCGAGCAGGGAGAGGAAGAACCAGACAGCAGGGAAUCCAAAGACAGCAAGCAGGAAAAGCCAGCGGAGUGCGAGCCGGGGAAAGACAACAGGAAAGAGGAUCGGCUGAGAAGAAUGGACCGGAGCCGUGAGGAGAGGAGCAUCCGAUCAUCCAGCAAGGAGGCGGAGGAGAAGAGCCGGCAGGGCACAGAGAAACCAGAGAAGGACAGCAAGACAGGGAAGGAGGAAAGAACAGCGACGAAAGAGGACAAGAAAGACACCGAUGAGGAACAGAAGCGCGUGGAAUCCAAAAGCAGAGACGAGUCCAGCACCAAAACCUCCAAGUCAGAAAACUGCCCUGCUGAAGAUGUGAUGGACAGCCCUGUAAGCAAACUGAAAGAGGAGGAAGAGGAGGAGAAGAAGGAGGAGGAGGAGGAGGCUGCCCCCAGCAUCUAUGAUGAAACCCUGGAGAAAAUCCAGAACAACGACCCCGAGCUGACCGAACUCAACGUGAACAACUGUGAAGUGAUAAAGACGGACAUGCUGAUCCGCUUCUCCGAGGCCCUGAAGACCAACACCUUUGUGAAGGUCUUCGCCUUGGCAAACACUCGGGCCGACGACCACGUCGCCAUCGCCAUCGGCGCCAUGCUGAGGACUAACAAAACCAUCAAGAGCGUCAAUCUCGAUUCCAAUCAUCUCACCAGCAAGGGCAUCUCCGCCGUCAUCCGAGCCCUGCAGUCCAACUCCACUCUCACAGAGCUGCGAUUCCACAACCAGAGGCACAUCUGCGGAGGCAAGACGGAGAUGGAGAUGGCCAAGAUCCUGAAGGAGAACUCCACCCUGCUGAAGCUGGGCUACCACUUCGAGCUGGCCGGUCCUCGAAUGACCAUGACCAACAUCUUGAGCAGGAACAUUGACAAGCAGAGGCAGAAGCGACUCCUGGAGCAGAAGCUGGCCCAGGGAGAGGGGGAGAAGAAGGGCUCUCUAGAGGUCCCCAAGGUGGAAGGCUUUAACAAGAGCUCCCCCAGGCCAUCCCCGAAGAGCUCCCCUCGAUCUUCCCCCUGGUCCUCUCCAAAGGUCACCCCAAAGAGAGAGGGAGGACCCCCUCCUCCACGGGGGGGGGGGGGGGGACUCAACGGGGAGAACCCGAGGAACUCCCUGAGCCCCAUCUCUGAGAGGAAGCUGGAUGGGUGCUCCCCACCCCCUGCUCAGGAGAAGAACAAGCGCGACCAGCUGCUGGCCUCCAUUCGCUGCAACAAUAAGAAGGGUCUUAAAAAGGUUGAGGUACCGAAGCUAUUGCGAUAAGGACAGGACAUCUCAGUGACCUUGAGGAGAUUGCAACCCUCAAUUCAUCUUCAUGACUCUUCCAACUAGACACCAGGAUGCAGUCUCGCCACUUCAGAAAUGCAAGGGUCUUUGUUCACACGUCUCACUGCACUCGAGAACUUUGAUCUGACUUGACGGCUGGUCUCAGCCUGGUGUUGGCUGACUGCGGUGGAUUCAGCAGAGAGAUUCAAUUGAAAGCCUGUUGUAUUGUUAGUCUGUUAGGCGUUAUAGUGUAAGCACUUGUCUCUUCUUGGCUUUGUGUGUGGGUUAUAUACCACAAUAUGUCAGUGGAAGGCUGUUGAAAUGUAUGCAGGAGGUCUGCAGGAGGUCUGGGAUGGGGUGCAGUCUGUCUGGAAGUAUAGUAUUCAGCAGAAUGCUAAGAAUAUUCCAAAGAUUUGAAACAUUUUAGAAGGUGGGAAAGAAUUGUUUUUAAUGUGUGAGCUUGUGGGAUUGGGUAAUCAUUUGGGAGGCUGUGUUUUAGAAUAUUAAGUGGGUAAUAUUAAGCCAAAUAGAAAUACCUUUUUCUUACAGUUGAAAUGUCUUAUGUACAGAACACAUAACAAGGCGUUACCAGUCCUCUAGUUUUGUACCGUUUGCUUUCUUUAUCCUUCUCAUCAGAUGUCUUGUAUAUUAAACUCUUUUAUAUGCA
Polyodon spathula (Mississippi paddlefish) is the source of this 2370-nucleotide messenger RNA. RefSeq names its product leiomodin-1-like. Gene Ontology annotation, cellular component: myofibril; striated muscle thin filament. The transcript has 4 exons. NCBI's taxonomy places the organism in Eukaryota, Metazoa, Chordata, Actinopteri, Acipenseriformes, Polyodontidae. Gene Ontology annotation, biological process: myofibril assembly; muscle contraction; pointed-end actin filament capping. The record is from RefSeq and is a predicted model, not a curated record. The coding region runs from base 171 to 1700 and encodes 509 amino acids. Gene Ontology annotation, molecular function: tropomyosin binding; actin binding.